AAAGGGGAUCAUUUUAAUGCAUCAGAUGCAGAUGGAGAUGGCCAGUUGAAUAUCACAGAGUUCAAUGAUUUUCUGCAUCCAUCUAAUACAACCAAUCCCAAAUUGCUUGAGUGGUUGUGCAAGGAAGAAAUAAGGGAAAGAGAUACCGACAAAGAUGGGAAGAUUAAUUUUAAAGAAUUCUACCAUGGAAUUUAUGACUUGAUUAGAACACAUGGUGAAGGGGUUCAUGAUUCGUCACAUGAACCUGCUGAGGAGGCCCCAGCAAAAUUAUUGUUCAGUCAGCUUGACAAAAAUGGUGAUGGCUAUUUGUCACAUGAAGAAUUGCUACUGGUUAUUCGAAAAAUACAUCCCUCGGAGCUCUAUUAUGCUAAACAGCAGUCAGAGUACAUCAUGCAGCAGGCUGAUGCAGAUAACGAUGGGCGUCUGAGCUUGCUCGAGAUGAUUGAGAACCCAUAUGUUUUCUAUAGUGCUGUAUUUGAUGAAGAUGAAGACGAAGAUUAUGAUUACCAUGAUGAAUUCCGCUAGAACCAUCCACUGUUGGGUGGCGGCCAAGGUUGUGGUUUCACUCAGAAAUACAAUAUGCUUCUUUAAUCCUUUCACCUCAAACAACAGGUGCUGAUCUGCUGGUAGUGACACUCUAAAAUUUUGUUCCUCAAACUAAUACUAUAACAACCCCCCUCCCCCCUCCAAAAAAAGGUGUAGAUUAUUUGUAACUAUGAUUUCUCAUAAUUUACUUGUAAUUUUAUAGGGGAUUGGUUUUUGAAUCAGUGAAUUCUUGGCAAACAUCAUUUUUUGAAAUA
Molecule: messenger RNA, 800 nt
Organism: Salvia splendens (bonfire salvia)
Lineage: Eukaryota; Viridiplantae; Streptophyta; Magnoliopsida; Lamiales; Lamiaceae
Product: calmodulin-4-like
Exons: 5
Cellular component (GO): endoplasmic reticulum
Molecular function (GO): calcium ion binding
Source: RefSeq, a predicted model, not a curated record